Cynoglossus semilaevis (tongue sole) is the source of this 5539-nucleotide messenger RNA. RefSeq names its product TNF superfamily member 12 (gene tnfsf12). The record is from RefSeq and is a predicted model, not a curated record. Gene Ontology annotation, biological process: immune response. Gene Ontology annotation, cellular component: membrane. The coding region runs from base 505 to 1245 and encodes 246 amino acids. The transcript is spliced from 7 exons. Gene Ontology annotation, molecular function: tumor necrosis factor receptor binding; receptor ligand activity. NCBI's taxonomy places the organism in Eukaryota, Metazoa, Chordata, Actinopteri, Pleuronectiformes, Cynoglossidae.
GAUGGAGGCGAACAGUCAGACUGCAUCACAUUGUUACUCUCAUUGGUUUUGAAAACGUGUUCUGAGACCACGGGGAGACUUGGAAGAACUCUGAGCUGUUAGUGAAUUGAAUAAAGCAGCAGAGAAGAGAGAAACAUGGCUGUGGAGCCCGAGUGUCGCCGGUCCAGUUGGACCAAUGUGGUGUGAGUCAAGUUCAUGAGGACUAUGUGAGAGUGUGAAUGUUCAUGAUCUGGAGGUCUACAUUCUCCUCAGAGAGCUCAGUGCCAUAGCAGUGAAAGAACCAGGACGUUGUUCAACACGUGGUUCAGUCAAUUCUACAAACUUUGUGCACACCAGAGUCACGGGGAGAACUGUUGCAUGGAAUAUUAAAAAGAAAUGGACACCGGGACAGUGUCAGGGUUUUGACGCACUCACUGCUGGAAUGGAGCUGAAAGGCAGCGGGCGGUGAGCAGCAGCAGCAGCAGCAGCAGCAGCAGCGGUUGCAGUUGCGUCUGCAACACCAACAUGCAUCGGAUCCUGCAGAGGAGGCGAGUGCGCAAGCUGCGCGUCCUCUGGGCGUCCCUGGCCCUGGUGGCGCUGUCUCUGGCCGCCUGCAGCGCACUCUUCACGGCGUGGACCUGGAGGCAGACGCGGGACCUGUCCCAGUCCUUCAAGAUCCUGCAGGAGCGUUUGGAGCAGGUCAACACUCAGAGGAAGGCCAUCGUCCAGCUCAUUCUGGAGAAGAGAGAGCUGCUGGUGGGACACAGAGUGAAGAGAGACGGGGGGACGUUUCGGGGGAAAAAUGGAAACGGGAAGAAGGCAGCGUCUCAUUUCGAGAUCACCAAGGACUCCUCUCAGAACGUGGGAGAAGGCGGCGUGAUUAAGGGUUGGGAGGAGCGGACGUUGAAUAUGACCAAGGCGGUGAAGUACAACAAGGAGCUGGGAACCUUCACCGUGGAGAAGGCAGGCGUUUACUUCCUGUUCUGCCAGGUGUUGUUCAAUGAGCAGCAGACUCCGUAUGUGAAGCUGGACGUGGUGACCUCAGGUCAGCGGCCUCAGAAGCUGCAGUGCAUAGAGGGCUAUGCCACCACGCCCUCUGCUGGACCGCACCACUUCCACUUCGUCAAGUCCUGCCAGGUGUCCGGUCUCCUGCGGCUGGACAGAGGCACGGAGCUCCAGGCCGUCACAGGCCCGUCCUUCAGUCUCCACAGGGUGGGAGGUCCUUCGGCCUCGCCUCACGUCUUCAGUAUCUUCAAAGUCAACUGAGCUCGGGCCGGGAACUGGUCUCAGUAGAAACAGAACUUUUUGACAUUGUGUGGAUGAGAUUUCUGUUCCACGGCAUCCUGUCCUGCUAUGACCACUUCCUGAAUUCACAAGACAGACCUGAUGUUUGUGGAAGACACUUUUUUUCUCUCUUCUGGAUGGAUCGCUGAUUUGGAAUGAAAGACAAAAACUUAACUCGGAUUUUAAUCCGGAGCCUCCGGUGGACAAAAGGCCUCAGUGAAUGUCUGACACCAGAAAUAUCCAAAAUGGACGUCAUUCGUUAGUCUCCUUCCAGUAUCUUCUGAUUAAAAGGAUGUUACAUGAUGUUUCCUGAGCUCCAAGACUGGUCAGACAGGGAUCUGAUCUGAAAUGGACCCAGAUCUGGACCGUCAUCGGACGAUCAGACAUGUUUUUGGUCCAGUAUCACCUGCAGGGUGAACAUAGUUUAAAAGAAGGACAAAAUAGUUCUCCAUCCAAAGUUUGGAAGUAACUCUGUGAGACUGGAGUCCACAAGAACCCAAGGUUGUGAGAUGAUCUAAAGUGUUGGUCAACAUGGACGAGGAGCUCAGAGUCGCAUUAAGUGGAAAACAGAUGGUAAAAAAAGGCAGGAAGUUGGACAUAUGAAGUGACAGCAGAGAUUAAAGGGAUUAGAAAAACACUCAACAGAAUUAGUUUCUGGUACAAAGAAUAGAACAAUCGUCAGUUAAAGAAGAAGAAGAACAUCUUUGACCUUGACCUUUCAGCAGGGGUCACCACAGCAGUGGGCCACCUAGUGGUCUUUACAUCAAAAUGUGCAAGAAACUGGCUGGACUCAAACCCAAAAUCUCUGCACAACAGGUUACCCACUUGACAAAGGCACAGUGCUAAAAUGCUAAAUGCUAGUACACCAGCAACACAACUACAGUCCUACACAGUAACUGUGGUACCGUUCUUGUCAAUCAGACCAUUAGCUGUGAUUAUUAGUUGCCUUGGAACUCUCUUUUCCUACACAAGCCAGCCUUUUCUGUAAUCAGAACCGGAACAUAUUUUCUUAUUUGUACUCAUUUUUGUCGUUCCUUUACUGCAGAGUUACUUCCAAAAAACAGUUAUUAUUUUUUUUCCCAGGUCCAAAGUGCUGCGUCCAUGUCUUGUUUCUGGUCUAUGAUCCUGACAGCAUCGGCUUCAAUCCACCUGUGUCCUGACAAUGUGUGUGUGUGUGUGUGUGUUUGUAGAAUCAAACCUUGGUGUAAAUACAACUUCUUUGAUACCUUUAUCAUUUCACCACGUUGUUUGGAGUUUUUUAAAUACUUUGUAUAUAGUACUUUUACACAUAUUUUGUACAAGAGUAUGUGUGCGGUAAGAUGCUAGCAGAGAGCGGCGCGGAUGUGAAUCUUUUCAAAUGUAUGUGUAUAUUUUUAAUACAUACUGUAUGUUAACUUGGCUUUAAAGUCUGUACAAAGUAACACAUGUGUACAGCUUUGAAAUAUACCUUUGUCUACUUGACCCUGUCUUUCAUGUCUUAAACACCACCAGUGUUCAACACCACCGUUGUCAUGACGACAGGAAACAGGCAGAGAAAAAAACGAGUCGCGCACAUGAAUCGGUUUGUGGCACAAACUUGGUUGGUUCACUGGUCUGAAUAAUAAUAGAAUACUGAGUCUAAGAAAAGGCCUUUGUUUUUGUAUCUGCUGGAUUCAACAAUAAUCAGCAUAAAAAAUCAACACAAGAGAGCUAAAAGUUAGCCUAGGUAAUCUAAGGUUAGCUCAGAGAGACAACCACAGGUUAGCUAAUAACAUAUUACAGUAAGAACAAUCAUCCAAGACAUAAGUAAAAUGAACCCUUAUAUGAUUAGCAGUUAGCCAUUAGGAAGCUAAAUCCAACCAAAAAAACCCAGCCAAAAUAUAAUUAAGAAUUAGCACAUUUAGAGUGAAGUGAACAUAAAAUGUCAUCAAAACUAGCUUAAAGUUGACCUACACACAGACCAAAAGCUAAGCAAUAAAAAGACCAGAUUUAGCCAUAAUAAGGCUAAAAGUUAGCCCAAAAUAUAGCAAUAUAAGGGCAGUAUAAUAAAAAAGAAUCCAAAAUCAGAGAACAGGAGGAUAAAGGUUAGCCCAUAUACAAUAAUAAAAAUGGGAUAAAUGGGCCUAGCAUUAGCCCAGAGAAGCUAAAAAAGUCAGAGAACUUGAAUAACAGUUAAAGUUAACAGACAAAAAUAUCAGAAAUCGUUUCAGGGCCACAGAAACCUUUCCUCCGUCUUCUUUCUGCUGCAGCUGCUUUCCGUCAUAUUCCUCUGCAACAAUACACAAACAGUGUGUAUUUUUUGCAGCCGUGGGUUCAAACUCCCACUGCUGUGUUUAUAAGUAGUUUCUGAGGCUUUGUUGGUUUUUUUUUUUGCUCCCAGCUCCUGACUGCACAGAUGGCACUCACUAUUUUUUUAAUCUCCGCUGCCAAACUGUCAUGUUUUUAAAAAGUGUGCAGACAUUCACAUAUCCUGCUCCAUUUCCUCCUUUUCCUCUUCCCCUUUGUGACUCCCCCGCCACCUCCACGUCCACAUGCACCUCAUAUUUCCCUGUCAGCACCCUCUCUCUCUCUCUCUCACACACACACACACACACACACAUAGCAGCAGACAUCUAAAUUUUCACUUCCUGAAUCUGAACCUGAACCACAUUGCUCAAAGUCUUUGAGGAAAAACAUGCCUCCUCUCUCCUCCUUCUCUCCUUACUUCUCCUCCUCACCGUCUCUCCCCCACACACUUGAGUCCUUUUUUUUUUUCUUUCAAAGCCUCGAUGACAAAGUUUAUUACCACCUCGGAAAAUCUCCUCGACUCUCAAGUUUUUUUUGGCUUUAAAUGAUGAUGUGUGCCUGUUCUGCACAUUUAUUUUUAUUAUUUCUUCUCAACUCACUCAUCAUAAAUGUUGAAUAAACCUUUCUGUUGUCUUUGGAAAGUUGGACUUUAUAACAAAAGCUUAUGUAAGUGUGAGCAGAAAAUUUAUAGUGAGUUAUCACAACGGACAACGGACAGACAAAAACAGAGACAAAAAUAGACUGAAACGGCAAAAGAUAAGAAGUUAGGCCAGAAAUAACUGCAGCGAAGUAGUAAUGAAGCAACAGAGCUGAAGAUUUGGCCUCAAACAAGACACACUGUUGACACACAGUGGAUCAGAGAUAACAAUCAGAAUAACAACAGCACUGAGAACUGUUUAAAAACAUUAGCCAAAGCUAAAAGAAAAGGUGUGAAAUGUAGCACUGGAGAUCAAAAUAAUCCAAAUGUUGGUUCAAGUUUACUGGCACCUCAUCUUUUGAAUACAAUUUGAAAUAAUUAGUAAAUGAUUUCUGUAUCGCUCUUGAUGUAAUAUGGUGUAUUUUCUGGGCUAACUUUUAGCUUCCCAGUCUGAUAAAUGAUGACGCGUUGAUAUCAUUGAGUUUUUAUUAAAAACAAAAACAAUAAAAGAAAAAAAAAAAACCAAACAAAUAAAGAGGAUCCAUCAUCAUCAUCGUCAUCAUCAUCAUCAUCAUCAUGGACACUGUUUUGAUGCCGCUCAUAAUUUGAUCGGCAUCACCACAUGAACACAAUUACACGAAUUGUUAAGAAAAAAAAAACAAUCUGGAAAGACAAAGGUCAAAGGUCAAAGCAAAAGUGGCAAUAAAAAAGGACUAAGUGCUCGAUGUUGACGUAACAUUUUAGUUGAGGGAUUGUAAAAAACAAUGUUGAGAAACAGGGACUCUUGGCUUUUUCCUGGAGAAACAACAGGACAUUUCUGAACUGAGAGCAGCUUCGGAGCAGGAUGGUUAUUAUUAAGGCCAUUUCUCUAAUGAGACCAUGGAUAGAAAUGAACGUCCAGCCUCGGAUUUGGACCUAAAACUGAUUAAAUACAUUGUUUCUGCUCACAGAAGCAUUAAAGGUUACAUAUGGCCUAUGGUACCUACCUACCUAUAUAUAUAUAUUUAUAUAUAUAUAUAUAUUUAUAUGUAUAUUUAUAUGAAUACUGUAUGGCGUUGGCAAGCCCAAACUCUAAAAUGUAAGACAGGAAAAAACAUGUUUUCUUGUUAUAUAACGUACGUAUCUAACUCUGAAGUUUUUGACACUUCUUCGUUUGCGUUUUCCUUGAAAUCGUAGGACAAAUGUGAGCAGAGAAUACGCAUCGCAAAAGAGGAGCAACUCCUCUUCAUGGUUCGUUACAAAGAAAGAAAAACAAUAAAACCAAUGUGUUGGUAGAAGCUCUUUCUGGAACAGAGAAUAUGGUAACAAGGAGGAGGAGGAGGAGGAAGAGGAGGAGGAGGAGGAGCAGGACAGGAAGGACCAUACAGAGGAGUA